AUGUGUGACGGCGCCCUGCUGCCUCCCCUGGUCCUACCCUUGCUGCUGCUGCUGUUUUGGGGUCUGGAUCCGGGCACAGCUGUAGGCGACGCGGCGGCCGACGUGGAGGUGGUGCUCCCGUGGCGGGUGCGCCCCAGCGACGUGCACCUGCCGCCACUGCCAGGAGCUCCGGGGCCCCGACGGCGGCGGCGUCCCCGCGCACCCCCAGCCGCCCCGCGCGCCCGGCCAGGAGAACGCGCCCUGUUGCUGCACCUGCCGGCCUUCGGGCGCGACCUGUACCUGCAGUUGCGUCGCGACCUGCGCUUUCUGUCCAGCGGCUUCGAGGUGGAGGAGGCGGGUGCAGACCGGCACAGCGGACGCCCAGCGGAACUGUGCUUCUACUCUGGCCGCGUACUCGGCCACCCAGGCUCCCUGGUCUCGCUCAGCGCUUGUGGCGCCGCCGGCGGCCUGGUCGGCCUCAUUCAGCUUGGACAGGAGCAGGUGCUAAUCCAGCCUCUCAGCAAUUCCAGUGGUCCCUUCAGUGGACGAGAGCAUGUGAUCAGACGCAAAUGGACCUUGACACCCAGCCCAACUGCCGAGGAGGCCCAGGUACCUGGGCAGUUCUGCAAGGUUCUAACAGAAAAGAAGAAGCCCAGAAAGGGCAGGCUGUCUCGGGACUGGCGGGAGCGGAGGAACGCUAUACGACUUACCAACGAGCACACGGUGGAGACCCUGGUGGUGGCUGAUGCUGACAUGGUGCAGUACCACGGGGCAGAGGCUGCCCAGAGGUUCAUCCUCACUGUCAUGAACAUGGUAUACAAUAUGUUUCAGCACCAGAGUCUUGGAAUUAAAAUCAACAUUCAAGUUACCAAGCUUGUCCUCCUACGACAACGUCCUGCCAAGUUGUCCAUUGGGCACCAUGGCGAGCGGUCCCUGGAGAGCUUCUGUCAUUGGCAGAAUGAGGAAUAUGGAGGUGCGCGGUACCUCGGUAACAAUCAGGUUCCAGGAGGGAAGGACGAUACACCCCCUGUGGAUGCUGCUGUAUUUGUGACCAGGACAGAUUUCUGCGUUCACAAAGAUGAGCCAUGCGACACUGUUGGAAUUGCUUACUUAGGAGGUGUGUGCAGUGCUAAGAGGAAAUGUGUGCUUGCCGAAGACAAUGGUCUCAAUUUGGCCUUUACCAUCGCUCAUGAGCUGGGCCACAACUUGGGGAUGAACCAUGACGAUGACCACUCAUCCUGUGCUGGCCGGUCCCACAUCAUGUCGGGCGAGUGGGUAAAAGGCCGGAACCCCAGUGACCUCUCUUGGUCCUCCUGCAGUCGAGAUGACCUUGAAAACUUCCUCAAGUCCAAAGUCAGUACCUGUUUGCUGGUCACAGACCCCAGGAGCCAGCAUGCAGUGCGCCUCCCUCACAAGCUGCCAGGCAUGCACUACAGCGCCAAUGAACAGUGCCAGAUCCUGUUCGGCACCAAUGCCACCUUCUGCAAAAACAUGGAGCAUCUGAUGUGCGCUGGACUGUGGUGCCUGGUAGAAGGAGAUACGUCCUGCAAGACCAAGCUGGAUCCUCCCCUGGAUGGCACCGAGUGUGGGGCAGACAAGUGGUGCCGUGCAGGGGAGUGUGUGAGCAAGACGCCCAUCCCAGAGCAUGUAGAUGGAGACUGGAGCCUGUGGGGUUCCUGGAGCAUGUGCAGCAGGACAUGUGGGACAGGAGCGCGGUUCCGGCAGAGGAAAUGCGACAACCCGCCCCCUGGACCUGGAGGCACACACUGCCUGGGUGCCAGCGUGGAGCAUGCCGUCUGCGAGAGUCUUCCCUGUCCCAAGGGUCUGCCCAGCUUCCGAGACCAGCAGUGCCAAGCACACGACCGACUGAGCAGCAAGAAGAAGGGCCUGUUGGCAGCAGUGGUGGUUGAUGAUAAGCCGUGUGAGCUCUACUGCUCACCCCUUGGGAAGGAGUCGCCGCUGCUGGUGGCUGACAGGGUCCUGGAUGGCACUCCCUGUGGACCCUACGAAACUGACCUCUGCGUGCACGGCAGGUGCCAGAAAAUCGGUUGUGAUGGCAUCAUCGGGUCUGCAGCCAAAGAGGACAGGUGUGGUGUCUGCAAUGGGGAUGGCAAGACCUGUCGCGUGGUAAAGGGUGACUUCAGCCACUCUCGGGGGACAGGUUAUAUCGAAGCUGCUGUCAUUCCUGCUGGAGCUCGGAGGAUCCGGGUGGUGGAAGAUAAACCAGCUCACAGUUUUCUGGCUCUCAAAGACUCCAGUAAGAGAUCCAUCAACAGUGACUGGAAGAUAGAGCUCCCUGGAGAGUUCCAGAUUGCUGGCACGACUGUCCGCUAUGUGAGAAGGGGCCUGUGGGAGAAGAUUUCUGCCAAGGGACCAACCAAACUACCGCUGCAUUUGAUGGUGCUGUUAUUUCAUGACCAGAAUUAUGGAAUUCAUUACGAAUACACCAUUCCUGUAAACUACACCGCUGAAAAUCAAAGUGAACCAGCAAAGCCACAGGACGCUUUGUUCAUCUGGACCCACAGCGGCUGGGAAGGGUGCAGCGUGCAGUGUGGAGGAGGGGAACGCAGAACCAUCGUGUCAUGCACACGGAUAGUUAAUAAGACCACGACUCUGGUGAAUGACAGCGAUUGCCCUCAAGCCAGCCGCCCUGAGCCCCAGGUCCGAAGGUGCAACACACACCCAUGCCAGUCACGGUGGGUGGCAGGCCCAUGGAGCCCCUGCUCAGCCACCUGUGAGAAGGGCAUCCAGCAUCGGGAGGUGACCUGUGUGUACCAGCUACAGAAUGGCACACAUGUCACCACACGGCCCCUCUACUGCCCAAGCCCCCGACCAACACCAGUGCAGAGCUGCGAAGGCCAGGACUGCCUGUCCAUCUGGGAGGCAUCAGAGUGGUCACAGUGCUCUGCCAACUGUGGUAAAGGGACGCGGAAGCGAACGGUGACGUGCACCAACUCACAAGGGAAAUGCGAUGCAUCCACAAGGCCAAAAGCCGAGGAGGCGUGUGAGGACUACUCAGGCUGCUAUGAGUGGAAGACGGGGGACUGGUCUAAGUGCUCAUCCACCUGUGGGAAGGGGCUGCAGUCCCGCGUGGUACAGUGCAUGCACAAAGUCACCGGGCGCCAUGGCAGUGAGUGCCCCACUCUCUCGAAGCCGGCAGCCUACAGACAGUGCCACCAGGAGGUCUGCAAUGACAAGAUCAACGUGAACACCAUCACCUCCCCUCGUCUUGCCGCUCUGACAUACAAAUGCACACGGGACCAGUGGACGGUGUACUGCCGGGUCAUCCGAGAAAAGAACCUCUGCCAGGACAUGCGGUGGUACCAGCGCUGCUGCCAGACAUGUAGAGACUUCUACGCGAACAAGAUGCGCCAGCCGCCUUCUCCGCCAAGCUCAUGA
This is a messenger RNA of Urocitellus parryii (Arctic ground squirrel), 3378 nucleotides long. It is a transcript of the gene Adamts17, whose product is annotated as ADAM metallopeptidase with thrombospondin type 1 motif 17. Lineage: Eukaryota; Metazoa; Chordata; Mammalia; Rodentia; Sciuridae. Gene Ontology annotation, molecular function: metalloendopeptidase activity. Gene Ontology annotation, cellular component: extracellular matrix. The record is from RefSeq and is a predicted model, not a curated record. Gene Ontology annotation, biological process: proteolysis; extracellular matrix organization.